CUUUUUACCUUUAAGUAUUCCUUCACAUUUGCACCAGUUCUUCUGUCCUCAUCACCUUCUCAAAAACCCAUCUCCGGGAAAUGAAGACCUUCACUUGUUUCUUUAUCUUGGCUACUUUGCUUCUAUCAGAAUCACUCUCCACUGCGACCCGACCCGAACCCAACUCAUCCAAUGGCAAGCCCACCAACGCGAGAAACAAAGCAGAUGGAAGUGGAAACGAUGCUGGGAUUGGCGGAUUCUUUGGGCCUGGAUCCGGGUUUGGGAUACCCGGGCUUGGAAAAGGACGGGGAAAUGAGAUUAUGGGUGGCGGGUAUGGAGCUGGGUUUGGAGGUCCAAAUGGAGGGUUUUCAAAAGGUGGUAUCAUAAGGCCUACCGUAGUGUGCAAAGAAAGGGGUCCUUGUUACAAGAAAAAGCUCACAUGUCCUGCCAAGUGUUUCACCACCUACAGCCGGUCGGGGAAGGGAUAUGGAGCUGGCGGUGGCAGUGGUAGCUGCACCAUGGACUGUAAGAAGAAGUGUAUUGCUUAUUGUUAGAGGAAGAGGAAAGCGUUGAAGGCGGUGGCCGGUGAUAAUUUCUGCUAUGUAUUAGUAGUAGUAUAGUUGAAGAAUGUUAUCUAGUUUAAUCUUGAGGAUUUAUUUUAUAUAUAAAAAUUAUAUAAUAUAUACACAUAAUUAAAAACUCUUAUGAGUUGCUAUUUUUGAGAUUUA
This is a messenger RNA of Hevea brasiliensis (rubber tree), 707 nucleotides long. Its product is annotated as glycine-rich cell wall structural protein 2. The coding region runs from base 81 to 533 and encodes 150 amino acids. The transcript has a single exon. The record is from RefSeq and is a predicted model, not a curated record. NCBI's taxonomy places the organism in Eukaryota, Viridiplantae, Streptophyta, Magnoliopsida, Malpighiales, Euphorbiaceae.